GACCCAGCUGGAGCAGCUGCAGGCUGCGCACGACACGCUCUACGACCAGCUGGCCAGCACCGAGAAACAGCUGCUGCUAAGCAACAACAAGUUCUCCGGCUACGACGAGUCGGUGGCCGAGCUGCGCCGCUGGCUGGAGGAGGCGCGCGGCCGCGUGCCGGAGGAGCUGGAGCUCAAGGCCACGCUCGACGACAAAUGCGACCAGCUGCAGACCUACCGUAUGCUGCUGCACGACCUCGUGUCCCACCGGCAGGUGCUCGCUACCUGCCGGGAGAAGGGCGGUCAGCUGCCCGACCGGACAGACGAGGCCAGCCGAUUGCUGGACGGUCUCGACCAGCAGCACCAGCAGAUGCUCGACACGGUCCAGACCCAGGUGGAGCGGUACGAGGGCAUCGUGGCGGACCACCAGCAGUACACCAGGGCCGUGCUGGACGCCCAGGAGUUCCUGGAGUCGACCCACUCGGCCAUCGAGAUGUGGGGUCGACCGCACGGCGAACUAGUCACCAUCCGGGCCAACCUCGACAAGCUGAAGACGCUGAAGGCCGGCCUGCUGGACGAGGCGGCCAGGGUGACCCAGGUGCAGACCGUGGGCGAGAAGGUGAUCCCCAACACCAGCCCGCUCGGCCAGCAGAACGUGCGCGCCCAGAUCGAGAGCACCGAGCAGGAGUGGCAGGGUCUCAUCUCGUCAGCGGAGGGCGGCCGAGGGCUGGACGCCGCCAUCGCCGGCCUGCAGCGAGUGCUGGACCAGUGGAGCCGGUUCGAGCAGAUGAAGGACUCGUGGGCCGCUUGGCUCAAGGAGACGGACAGCAAGCUGCACGCCGUCACCCUCAAGGACACCCUGCAGCAGAAGAAGGACCAAUUGGAGGAGCUGCAGAGCAUCCAGGGCGAGGUGCGUGCACGCGAGCUGGAGAUCGACGCGCUGACAGACCGCGCCCACGAGCUGAGCUCGUCCUGCACGGGCGGCCGCCAGUCCCAGCACGACCAGAUCAUCGCCAAGUACCAGCAGGUGUCCCAGACGGUCCAGGAGCUAGUGAGCUGCUGGCAACAGUAUGUGGCCAGCCACAGCGACUACAGCCGACAGCUGGACGAGACGACGGCGUGGCUGCGCGACGUCGGCUCCAAGCUCGACUACUGCUCCGACCUGUCGGCCGCCUCUCAGAAGGAGCUCGAGGCCAAGCUAGCCACCGUCAAGGAUCUGCUGCUGUACAAGGACGAGGGCUUUAAGCGGGUGCACGCCGCGGUGGACCUGGGCCACCAAGUGCUUCGCAACACCGAACCCACCGGCCACCCGGCCGUCAGUCAGCAGCUGACGGCGCUGCACGACAGUUGGGGCUCGAUGGCCACCCGCAUGGCCGAGACCAAGAGCAACCUGGACGAGGCGAUCCAGCGCUGGGCCGGCUUUUUGGAGGAGAUCCAGCGCCUGAAGCGCACCGUCGACCAGACGAGCGCCGUGCUGCAGGAGGCGGCACACUUCCAGACCACCAUGUCGGAGAAACGCGCCCAGCUGGACCGCUUGAAGACGCUGGAGGAGAGCCUGCGCUGUGAGAAGUACGAGGUGGACAGCCUGAAGGCCAAGGCGGCCGAGAUGCUGGCCUCUGGCCACCAGACGCAGGCGGCGGCGCAGGCGCAGCAGAUCCUCAACCAGUACGGCCAGAUGGCCGACCGAACCAAGCUGUUGCGCCGCGAGCGGGAGGAGCAAUACAAGCACCACCGCAGCUGGAAGCAGGCGCUGGACGAGUUCCAGGCGUGGAUGUCGGGUGUGCGGGAGAAGGUGCCGGCCGUGCGCCAGAGGUCGUUCGGUGACCGCUCGGCCAUCGAGAGUGUAGUCGCCGCGCUGGAUAGCAUCCUGUGCAAGCAGCCGGCCGGCCAGCUGACCCUGGAGCACCUGGUGCACACGGGCGACGUCAUGCUGGCCUCCACCUCGGAGCAGGGCCAACUCGAGGUCCGUCAGGACGUGGCCGCCGCCCAGCAGCAGUUUGAGGAGUUCUUCAACGAUAUCCGGCAACAGAAGCGUAAUUUAGAGACGAUCGAGAGCCAGCUGAAGGCCUACAAGGACGAGUACGAGCGACUCAGCGACUGGCUGCAGGCCGCUGACGUCCAGGUCAAACAGCACAAGACGGUGUUCGUCGCCACGCUCGAGGAGAAGCAGCGACUCGUCAAGAAGAUCAAGGACGUGUGCAAGGGCCUGGAGUCUGGCGCCGACGACAUCGACCGGCUGCAGACCAGCGCCGCCGGUCUGCUCGCCUCCCACCUGGAGGGCUACAUCAGCCAGCAGAUGCGACACCUUGCCUCGCGCCACCAGGUGCAGGUGAACCUGGCGCGCGACGUCGAACGCAAGCUGGAGGCGGUGGCCGACCAGCACUCCCAGUUCGAGGCCGGCCUGGCGCGCGCCGCCGCCUGGAUGGAGGAGGCACGCGCUGUCAUUCGCGGCCGCUCCGGCUCCGGCUCCGGCUCCGGCUCCGGCUCCGGCUCCGGCUCCGGCUCGGAUGGCGAGCCGGACGCGGGCCGGACGGCUGUCGAGCAACACCUGAAGGCGGUCCAGGAGCUGGUCCGCAACCAGGACGAGGGCCAGCUGCUGGUGCAUCAGGCGGCCAGCCUGGGCGAGAAGGUGCUGCGCAACACGCACUCCUCCGGCCGUGAUGACGUCAAGCAGGCCAUGAAGGACAUCCAGAACGACUGGGACCGCUUCAUCAAGAAGCUCGCCAACGCCAAGGUCCAGCUGGAGACGAGCCUGCUGCAGUGGUCGGACGCGGGCUCGACAUACGCGCGGCUACAGCGCUGGAUCUCGGACCGCGAGGCUCGCCUGCAGCAGGUGCUGGAGCGCCGGCCGGCCGCCCAGAAGGACCAGCUGGCCAGCCUUGGCGACAAAAAGGUCGCCCUGCGACGCACCAACAGCAUCAUGCAGGACAUCGUCUCGUUCCAACCGAUGAUCGCGUCGGUGACAGCCGGCUCGACGGAGGGCGCGCGCGGCCGCCGCCACCACGCCGCCGAGAUCAGCACCAAGUACGAGACGCUCAGUCGCCAGGCGCGUGAGGCGUACGAGCGGCAGAAGGCGCUGGUCGAGCAGCACGGCGCCUUCAUCGACGCCGCCGGCGAGUUCAUCAGCUGGCUGCAGACGGCCCGCGAGCGGCGCGCCAAGUGCGCCGAGCCCACCGGGCACCGCGACCUGCUGGAGGCUGACCUGGCCGAGGGGCAGACGUUGCUGGAGACGGCGCUUCAGCUGGCAGAGGCCGCCUGCCAGGUGGCGGAAGAUGACGAUGACCGCGAGGUCAUCGAAGAGCAGGUGGCCAAGCUGCAAGCGCAGAUGGACGACUACAAGGAGACAGUGGCGUCCACGCGCGACCUGCUUGAGACGGGCGUGGUCAAAUGGAACCAGUACGAGGAUCGUCUGGCGCAGUGUCAGGCCUGGAUCAGCGACAAGGAGCGUGAAGUGCAGGCCUACAGCGGCCUGCACGGCGGCCUGCAGGAGAAACAGACGGCAGUUGAGGCCUUCCAGACGCUGCUGUCGGACAUGUACGAGUGGCAGGGCACGCUGGACGAGCUUAACGUCACGGCCACCCUGCUGCUGGACAACUGCGCCGACGCGCGUAUCGCCAACUCGGUGGCCCAGCUGACCACCAAAUAUAACGCACUGCAAGCGCUUGCCAAGGACGUGUUCCGGCGGCUGGAGGUGGCCCAUCUGGAGCACAAGCAGCAUUCGGCGCUCUGUCACGAGAUCGACGAGUGGAUGGAGAAGACGCGCGAGAAGCUGGCGGAGACGGCGCCGCUUUCUAAUCGACACUCGGAGCUGCUGACCAAGCUGCAGACGGUGCAGAGUCUACGGGCUUCGGUAGAGCAGGGCCAGAAGAAGCUCAGGUACGCGCUGGAGCUGAAGGAGCGCGUCAUCAUGAACACGGCCGAGGCGGGCGUGGCCAAGAUCCAGGAGGACGCCACCACGCUGCGAGACGAGUUCGACAGGCUCAUCAGCGACAUCAUGGAGGCGGAAGACGGAGCUGCUGCACUUGCUGCCGGUGCGUUGUCGCCUUACGAGGAUGUCUGUUUCGUCUCUGAUUGA
Pollicipes pollicipes is the source of this 4054-nucleotide messenger RNA. RefSeq names its product nesprin-1. Gene Ontology annotation, biological process: nuclear migration; negative regulation of cell population proliferation. Gene Ontology annotation, molecular function: actin filament binding. The coding region runs from base 221 to 4054 and encodes 1277 amino acids. The transcript is spliced from 26 exons. Lineage: Eukaryota; Metazoa; Arthropoda; Thecostraca; Pollicipedomorpha; Pollicipedidae. Gene Ontology annotation, cellular component: meiotic nuclear membrane microtubule tethering complex; nuclear outer membrane; cytoplasm. The record is from RefSeq and is a predicted model, not a curated record.